Messenger RNA from Drosophila novamexicana, 5427 nucleotides. It is a transcript of the gene lgs, whose product is annotated as protein BCL9 homolog. The record is from RefSeq and is a predicted model, not a curated record. The transcript has 6 exons. NCBI's taxonomy places the organism in Eukaryota, Metazoa, Arthropoda, Insecta, Diptera, Drosophilidae. Bases 165 to 4889 code for a protein of 1574 amino acids.
AAAUAAAGUAAAGUGAGACUGAAUGGGUAAGCCGGAGAUAAUAUUCUCCACUGCGACCAUGGACAAAAAAUAACCCAAAUUCACAUAGAAAUACAGACGGUCCAAGCAAUCCCAAACCGGAGCAGAACGAACACACUCGAGUGUUCCAUGCAGGCAAAUCUAGAAUGCUGUCCGCAACAACUGGAGGCGCCAGCCAAUCAUCACCAACGAACCCCGAUGGAGCCAAUAAAAUUGAUGGCUUGAAAACGGUUAAGGUGAAAACCGAACCCUUUUCCACUUUAUCGCCAGAGAACGCAAGCAAUCAAAACCAAACCAUGUCAGAUGAAGUGGACGCACCUGCCAAAAACACAAGCAGCGCAAACAACAACAACAACAACAACAGCAGUAAUAAUAACAACAACAGUAGUAAAAACACAACAAAUCCGAAUACAAGCAACGUGAAUGCAUCUGGGACAUCAGAUGUGGGUGUUGGCGGUAGCGGCGGCGGUGUCCCGGUCCCAGCCAGCGCUCUCAGACAGAAUUUAUCAAAUAAUAGCGCCAACUCGCCACCAAACAAUACCGGCGAUCACUCGAAUACGAACAGCAACAGCAGCAACAGCAACAAUUCCGGCAGCCUCUCGCAGAGGGUGAAUUCGGAAGGUGACCUGCACCAGGAGGAUCUGCUAAAAAAAAAGAAGAGCAGCCCAAAGGACGAGGAUUGUGCCAAGCCGAAACAGGCGAGCACGUCUGGAAACUCAGCGCUGGAGAAAGUCAGCGGAAACAAUAGCUCAGGAGGAGUUGGCAACAGCAAUACAAAAGUCGGCGCUACUUCUGCGGCGGCUGCGAAUGCUGUCAAAGAGGAGACAUCUGAUCUGUUGGGCAGCUUAGGGAAUAUGAAGAAGGAAGACAACUUUUCCCCAAGCAUGUCACCAGUUGGAUUUGGAUCCAUUGGUGGUCCCUCUGGUAAUAUUGGCCCGGAUCAAUCCGUUACACCUGUCAAAAUGGAACUGAGCUCUAAUAUCACCGAAAAGCCGUCAUCAAUAAUGGGACUGAGCAGCGACAAUGAUAUCGGUGGAUGCAAUGCACUUGUCAGUUCAUUGGAUGCUGAUCGAAUGAACGAUGCCAAUGCGUCCAGUUCGAAUGUUACCGGCGGGCCAGUCGGUGGCCCAGCUGGGUCCGGGCCUGCGCCUGGGUCUGGGCUUGGAGUAUCGCUUGGCAUUGGCAUCAAUGUGUCGCCUGGUGCAUCAAAUUUCAUGGGCGGCAACAACAGCGUCGGCAAUGCGCUGGGCAACUGUUUGGAUUAUAUGCAACAGCAGAACCACAUAUUUGUGUUCUCCACACAGUUGGCUAAUAAUGGAGCAGAGUCGGUGCUGAGCGGCCAGUUUCAGACGAUAAUUGCCUACCACUGCACGCAGCCGGCGACAAAGAGUUUCCUUGAGGAUUUCUUUAUGAAGAAUCCAAUGAAAAUGAAUAAGCUGCAGCGACAAAACUCUUUGGGCCUGGGUAUUUGCAACAUGCCUGGACCUGGCAGUGGCCAAAGUUGGCUUAACCCAAAUGCGAAUUCCAAUAACAACCUUAAUCCAAAUCCAAAUUCAAAUCCCAAUCUGGCCAAAAUGCUGCAACCGCAGCAAAAACCAGGUGUGGCAGCUGCUGCUGGCCCCAAGUCACAUUUUAACAGUCAAGCAGAUAAUAGUAGCAACAAGCGAAAUGCCUUUGCUGACCCAUCCCCGGCCGAUUCGCUCGUGAAUGACAGCGACCUAAUGUGCUGGGAAACGGCAAACGCCAAUCAGUCUGCCGUCAAUCGGAAUAGUCUUGAUGGCGCGCAAGGGACGGCGGCUGGCGAGUCGCAUGCCAUGAAGCUGAUGGAAGGUAGCGUCGACAGCGUUCUGGGCAAGUGCAACAGUGAUCUGAGCACGGACAACAAUAUAAUAUCAUUGCAAGGUGUCAAAGUGCCGGACGAAAACUUGACACCUCAGCAGCGCCAGCAUCGGGAGGAGCAGCUCGCCAAACUAAAGAAAAUGAAUCAGUUUCUGUUUCCGGAGCAGGAUAGUGGACCCGGCCAGUUAAACAAGUUGCCCAACGACUCGGCAAUGGGCAGCAUCAUGAUGAGCAUGCCGGGCGGAGGCGCUACGAAUGCCCAAAUGCGACAAAUGCAGCUACAAAUGCAGGCGGCACAGAAAUCACAGGAUCACAUGCCCGUACAGCUGGGCGAGGAUGUGCUGAUGCCGCUGCCUGCUGAUGUUAUUGGUGAAAUCGGAGCCGUAAUGUCGUGCAAUAGUGGCCCAAAAAGCAAUCUGUCGUGUGGCCCACAAACAACUGCAGCUACAGCAGCUGCCGCUUCCGGAGGACCUGGAGGAGGUGGUGGUAUGAACGUCAAUAUGAAUGUUGGAAUGCAGUGCUCAAAUAAUCCCAACCUGAUGGCCGAUUCGCCUGAAAUGAUGGGCGGAUUUGGCAACACAAACUGCGUUAUGGCCAUAGGGGUUGGGGCUGGAGCAGGCGAUAAGGGUGGAAUCGGUAGCCAAGAGACAAUGCCAAUGCCACAAGGCGGUAUGGCACCGAUGGAAUGGACAAAGAUACAACAACAGUUUUUCGAGGAACGAUUAAAAGUUGGCAAACCGGCUUGCCGGCCUUCCGGCAUGCCUGGCCCAGGUACAGGUGCCGGCGGUCCAGGUGCUCAGCAGCCACUGAUUGCAUCUGGUUCUGGUAGCAAUGCGGGCUCCAUUGUUAACCCAUCAAAUCCGGUAAUGCGUAAUAAUGUUCAAGGUCCUCCGCCGCCCUAUCAUCCCACUCAACGGUCGGCAUCGGUGCCAAUAGCUACGCAAUCACCAAAUCCAUCGAGUCCCAAUAAUCUCUCCCUGCCAUCCCCCCGCACUGCCGGAGCCCUUGGAUUGCCAUCGAAUUCACCUAACAUGGAGCUGCCGACACCAAACUCAUCUGCGGCGAGCGUAUCCACCACUGCAAAUAUGGGUCCCAUAACAACAUCCAAGAACUGUUUUCAAGCAGAUGCCGCCGGAUCGCCUUCAAGUCGACAUCGCGGUGCUGGCGGCAACCCGGCAAACGUGAUGAAUCAUCAUCUAAACAGCAAUCCCAGUACUCCGCUGGCGCACCUCUCGCCCAAGGAACUCGAAUCGUUUAACUCAACAUCAAGUGGCGGUGAUCUGAAGAGCACACGGCCAAGUCCGCAGCGACCUCGCUCGCCUGGCAACGGUAAUGCCAACCCGAACUCUUCGAAUCAUCUUAUCGAAUCCAACAAUAUGGAUUCGCGAUUUCCGGCAACCAGCCCUGGGCUGAACUUUAAUGCGCACCCACAAUUGCAAAAUAAUUCAAACACUGCCAUGAAUGCAUACAAAGGCCCCAAUGGCAAUAAUCCUCUGGAAGUAAAUCGUCAAAAUUGCGUGUCUGGCGGACAACCUGUACAAUUUGCUCGUCGAGCCGAUAAUAUGCCGCUGAAUCCUAACAGCAGCAAUCGACCACCACCGAACAAAAUGGCUCAGAACUUUGAUCCGAUAUCGUCGUUGGCACAGAUGUCGCAGCAGCUGACCAGCUGUGUAUCUGGCGUGGGAAGUCCCGCCGGCGGGAUGAAUAUGAUGGGUCCGGGCCCGGUUGAUAUGAACAUGGAGCAUGGCGGCGGCAUGGUGCCCGGUUUGGAUGCGACGAGUAUGGAUCACAUGAGCCAUGGUGCUGGAAGCAAUGCGCCCAACAAUUGCCAUCCCAUAAAUCCGUUGAUAAAUUCAAUGGGGCAGCGCAUGCUUAAUCCCAAGAUGGCUGGCUUGGGGCCAGGGUUCAGUCCAGGACCCAACGGUGUGGUACGUGAUGGAUCGGGUCCAGUGGGUCCUGGGCCGGGUUAUCAUGGCAUAUUACCGCCAGGCGCUCGUAUGAUGGGUCGGAUGCCCGUUAAUUUUGGGCCCAACUUUAAUCCAAAUAUACAAGUAAAGGCCAGCACCCCGAACACAAUACAGUAUAUGCCAGUCCGGCCGCAAAACAACACCAACAAUAGCAAUAAUAAUGGCAAUGUGCGCAUGGCACCCAGCUUGGAGUUCUUGCAGCGCUAUGCCAAUCCACAAAUGGCUAACAGCGUCGGCGGGCACACGAUGGGAAAUGAUGGCAGCAGCGGACCUAUGAUGAUUGGAGCCGGGCCCAUGAAUAUAAACUCGCCCAGCGAGCAGCAGCAGCAACAACAAAACAAAAUGGGCAACAAUCACGGCGGCAACGGAAUCAACAUGAACUUUUUCCAGAACUGUAACCAACUAACUGGCCUCGACGAUGAAGGUGCGUUAGGAGUGGGUAUGCCAGGCCAUGACAUGAGCAUUGGUCAAACGCCCAUGAUUCGUGGCAUGAGGCCCCACGGCAUGCGGCAGCAUGGUGGAUUGGGCGUCCGUUUGCAGGCGCCUGGUGGCAAUAUUGUCAAUCGACACCAGGGCCAGUUUCCUGGCGCUUCGGAUGGCCUGGACUGCAACGAUCCAUCGGUGAUGUUCAACAAUGGCCCAGGCUCGUGUAAUAGUUCGCCAGCAUUGUUUGCAGCAGCACAAGGGCAACCGAAGGGACAGCACAUAAAGCCUCUACCGGGCAACAUGUGUCAAUCUCAAGUUGUCCCAAACGUGGGCAUGCAAGGCCCUGCGCCGGUUCAGGUACAGGGUCAAGGUCAUCCUGGAAUGAGUGGGCCCAAUAGCAGCAACCUUAUGUCGUCUGUUGGCAACGGCGGCAGCUCCGGCGGUGGAAUAGGAGUCAACUUUGUUGGUCCCUCGUCGAACGAUCUAAAGUAUGCCCAGCAAUACCACAGCUUUCAACAACAACUGUACGCAACGAACACAAGGAGCCAGCAGCAGCAGCAACAGCAGCAAGGUAGUGGCAACAUGAUCGCCAUGCCGCCAAAUCUGUCUCCUAAUCCGGCAUUUUUUGUGAACAAGUAGGCGAUUCAAGCCCAAGGCCCACUGAUUUAACUAAUUUGCAGGCCAGUCGGCGAUUAUUGAACUAUGUUACGUAAAAGCUAGUCUCCGCUGAUCUGAACGGAUCGAGAGCAUUAGGCUUUCUUCUAAUAGAAUUCGUUAGCUUAUCGUAAAUAUUUUAGCUAAGCAAAGGCCAAGAUCGAAAGGAAAUUUCAAUUUCCUUGUUCUCUGUUCAUUCGAUGGCAAACUAUCAGAUGAAAUCAAAUCACUAAAAAGGAUUUUGCUAGGCAUACAUCACACGAGUGAAAGGAGAUAACGCUGAUUGGGGAUUUGGGGCGACUAUGUAUAUGUAUAAUUAAUUGAGAAUACCCAACUCUGCAGCUCUAAAUACUUAUUGUAACCUGUACGCUACACUCUGUAUUAAACGCAAUUAAGCAAUUGUAUGUAAUAUAAUUAUUAAAUAUACUACUUAUAUUAUUAUAUCAAUGUUAAGAGAACUAAGGUACACGCAUGUAAAUUCUUCCAUUAAACAUGUGAACACAAAUACAACAUCGACAUCAAA